This is a messenger RNA of Rotaria sordida, 780 nucleotides long. The record is from the annotation of a GenBank genome assembly. NCBI's taxonomy places the organism in Eukaryota, Metazoa, Rotifera, Eurotatoria, Philodinida, Philodinidae.
AUGCAGGCACAUUUUGCACAUCCUUUUCAAGCAGCUAUAGCAGCAGCAAUGGCUUUAUCGAAUACAUCAUCAGCUUCAUCAACAUGUGAAAGUCAUAUUUUAACACCAGUUCAUCACAUAGAAACAAAAAAUGAAUGGAUGGAAGCUAUUGAACAACAACAUUUAGAAAGAUCGACAUUAAAUCGAUUGAUUAUUAAUUAUCUUAUUACGGAAGGAUUUAAAGAUGCAGCUGAAAUAUUUGCUGAGGAAGCUGGAAUAUCAUUAAAUAAUGUUGAUUUAACAUUAGUUGAUGAACGUUUAAGGAUUCGUGAAGCAAUUGAAACUGGAAGAAUUCAAGAUGCAAUUUGUUUAAUUAAUAAAAAAGCACCUGAAUUACUUGAUCAAAAUAAAGAAUUAGGAUUUCAUUUAAAACAACAAAGUUUAAUUGAAUUAAUUCGUUUAAAUUUAAUUGAUGAAGCUUUGACAUAUGCACAAGUUCAUUUAGCUGAAUUUGCUGAAGAUGAUAUUAAAAUGCGACAAGAAUUAGAAAAAACAAUGGCAUUAUUAGUUUUUGAUAAACCACUAGAAUCUCCAUAUGGUUAUUUAAUGGAAACAUCACAUCGACAAAUUAUUGCCAAUCAAAUAAAUAAUGCUUUACUUAUUUAUCAAAAUCAACAAUCAGAAUCAGAUUUAUCAAUGCUUGUAAAAAUGGUUGAUUAUAUUGAAGAUAAAUUAGAUAAGAAAUCUUUACGUUAUCCAAAACUAGUCGAUAUAUCGACAGGAAAAUUAGAAGAUUCAUAA